This is a messenger RNA of Candida dubliniensis CD36, 2475 nucleotides long. RefSeq names its product Erb1p (gene ERB1). Gene Ontology annotation, molecular function: protein binding; ribonucleoprotein complex binding. Bases 1 to 2475 code for a protein of 824 amino acids. Gene Ontology annotation, cellular component: PeBoW complex; preribosome, large subunit precursor. The record is from RefSeq and is a predicted model, not a curated record. Lineage: Eukaryota; Fungi; Ascomycota; Pichiomycetes; Serinales; Debaryomycetaceae. Gene Ontology annotation, biological process: ribosome biogenesis; maturation of LSU-rRNA from tricistronic rRNA transcript (SSU-rRNA, 5.8S rRNA, LSU-rRNA). The transcript has a single exon.
AUGGCUAAGAGUGGUAUUAAGAAAGAUACUGUAGUGGUGGUGGAGAAAAAAAACCAAGCCCCAAUACUGAGAAAAAGAAAACCAGUUCAACAAGAAGAGGAAGAGGCUCACUCCAAUGAUGAAUCUUCAGAAGAUGAGUUAAAUGUUGAAGGAUUGAUUGAUGCAAGUGAAGACGAUGAAGAUGAAGAAGAUGAACAACAAUCCCAAGAAAACAAUAGUGAUGGUGAUGAUGAUUCUGCAGGAGAAAACCCUAUCGAUUCUGAAGAAGAACUUAAUCAAUUAUUAGGUGAAGAAGAAGAUCCAAGUGAUUAUGAUUCGGAAGAUUUUUCUGAUGAACCAAAAGAAGAUGAAUUAUCAGGAAUUAAUAUUAAAUCAUUAUCAGUUUCUGAUCCUAAAACCAUUAACUCAAUUUCAAAAUUUUCUGAUGGAUCAAUAAGAAUUUUAAAACCAGAAAUUGAACCUAAAUAUGAUAGUGAUGAUAGUGAUGUUGAAAAUUUUAAUACUAUUGGUAAUAUUCCAAUUUCUGCUUAUGAUGAAAUGCCUCAUAUUGGUUAUGAUAUUAAUGGUAAAAGAAUUAUGAGACCAGCAAAAGGAUCAGCAUUAGAUCAAUUAUUAGAAUCAAUUGAUUUACCUGAAGGUUGGACAGGAUUAUUAGAUCAGAAUACUGGUAAUUCAUUAAAAUUAACUGAUGAAGAAUUAGAAUUAAUUAGAAAAAUUCAACAACAAGAAAAUACUGAUGAAAAUAUUAAUCCAUAUGAACCUUUAAUUGAUUGGUUUACUAAAGAUGAAGAAAUUAUGCCAUUAACUGCAAUUCCUGAACCGAAAAGAAGAUUUAUUCCUUCAAAACAUGAAGCUAAAAGAAUUAUGAAAAUAGUUAGAGCCAUUAGAGAAGGUAGAAUUAUUCCUCCAAAUAAAGUUCAACAACAAGCAAAAGAAGAUGAUCAAUUUAAUUUUGAUCUUUGGCAAGAUGAAAUUGAAAUACCUGAUCAUAUUAUGAAUUUAAGAGCCCCCAAAUUACCACCACCAACUAAUGAAGAAAGUUAUAAUCCUCCAGAAGAAUAUCUUUUAACUGAAGAAGAAAAAUCUAAUUGGUUAAAACAAUCUCCUAUUGAUAGAGAAAGAAAUUUUUUACCUCAAAAAUAUAAUUCAUUAAGACAAGUACCUGGUUAUAAAGAAUCAAUUAGAGAAAGAUUUGAAAGAUCUUUAGAUUUAUAUUUAGCUCCUAGAAUUCGUCAUAAUAAAUUAAAUAUUGAUCCUGAUAGUUUGAUUCCAGAUUUACCUUCACCAAAAGAUUUACGACCAUUUCCAAUUCGUUGUUCUACUAUUUAUCAAGGUCAUACUAAUAAAAUUAGAACUAUAUCAAUUGAUCCUCAAGGUAUUUGGUUAGCUACUGGAUCAGAUGAUGGUAGUGUUAGAAUAUGGGAAGUUUUAACUGGUAGACAAGUUUUCAAAAUAAUAUUAAUUAAUAAAGAAAUUAAUCAUGAAGAUCAUAUUGAAAGUUUAGAAUGGAAUCCUGAUUCUAAUAGUGGGAUUUUAUCAGUUUGUGUUGGAGAAAAUAUUUAUUUAAUUGUCCCACCAAUUUUUGGUUUUGAUAUUGAAAAUACUGGUAAAUUAAGAAUUGAAAGUGGUUGGGGUUAUGAUACAUUUGGUAAUAAAAAGAAAGAUCUCAAAAUUUCAACCCAAGAUGAUGAAGAUGCAGAAGAUGCAGAAGAUGCAGAACUGGAAGAAGAAAAUGCAACAUCUGUUGAAUCAAAGAAAGAAGUUGCUAAAUGGUAUCCACCAAAUUCUGAACAAGCAGCUAUGGGUAUUUCAGCAAUUAUUCAAUGUCGUAAAACAAUUAAAAAAAUUUCAUGGCAUAGAAAAGGUGAUUAUUUUGUUACAGUUUCUCCCGAUAGUAAAAAUACUGCCGUUUUAAUUCAUCAAGUUUCUAAACAUUUAUCUCAAUCACCAUUUAAAAAAUCAAAAGGAAUUAUAAUGGAUGUUAAAUUUCAUCCAUUUAAACCUCAAUUAUUUGUUGCUUCACAACGUCAAAUUAAAAUUUAUGAUUUAUCUCAACAAAUAUUAUUGAAAAAAUUAAUGCCAGGAGUAAGAUUAUUAUCAUCAAUUGAUAUUCAUCCUCGUGGUGAUAAUUUAUUAGCUUGUUCUUAUGAUAAAAGAGUUUUAUGGCAUGAUUUAGAUUUAAGUUCAACUCCUUACAAGACUUUAAGAUAUCAUGAAAAAGCCGUUAGAUCAAUAAAAUUUCAUAAAGGUAAUUUACCAUUAUUUGCUAGUGCUUCUGAUGAUGGUAAUAUUCAUAUUUUCCAUGGUACAGUAUAUGAUGAUUUAAUGACAAAUCCUUUAUUAGUACCUUUGAAAAAAUUAACUGGUCAUAAAAUUAUUAAUCAAAUUGGAAUAUUGGAUUUAAUUUGGCAUCCAAAACAACCUUGGUUAUUUAGUGCUGGUGCUGAUGGAACUGCUCGUCUUUGGACUACAUAG